AUUACCAUUUAUACAACAUGGCUGCCUCCAUGAACAAGGAGUGUGACUGCAGUGAUUUUAUGAAAUUUCAGGAAUGUUUGAAGACUAUGCGUACUGUUGAUGAUAGGAUUAUACAUGGUUUGAACACAGCAAUACCCACCAAACUUUUUGCAAGCAAAGUAGAUGUGACAGAAACUUGUAAAGGUCUUUAUGAAGAGAUUAUUCAAUCACAUCAGGCUAGAGAGAGGGCUAUAAGGAAAUGUGUAACAGAAUCAGGAGAUAUAGUCAUGGAACUGAGUAAGCAACGUGAUAACGAUAUGGACAAUAUUGAGUUGCUGAAAGAUCUACGGACAGCACAAACAAAGUUGCGGCUAAUGAAAUCCGAAUUCUAUGUAGAUGAAAUUGUGAAUGACAGAACGUUUAAAGCUUUUUAUGAGCGGUGUGGAACAGCGCUCAAAUUUCCAAAUAAGCCUAGAUUGUGAAGACUGAUCAAUAGACAAUGACAGUGUGUGCGAGGCUUUUUAUUUGCUGGAUGAGUGAUUGAAAGAUAGUUUUUUUAGUAACAAUCAAAGUUAUUAUAAAAAUGACAAUCUGAUUAUAUUCAUCUGUUACAUGGCUUCAUUAACUUCUUAUGUUUAACAGAUGAUUUUAAUCACAUUGUGAAAAUGAUAAUGUGUUUAGGGAACAGAAAAUAUGUCAAAUCAUGUGUAAUAACUCUCUUUGCUUUACAUGGCCCCAAUGAAGACAAAGUGUAUUUCGGGGGGAACAAACUGCCAGACAGAAUCGUAAUAGUUUGCAUAAUGCAAUAUAUCAAUAACAAAUUGCUAUAUUAUUUGUACUGGUACAUUUCCUUAAAGAAAAUGGUUAACCAAUCUUUUAAAACCAAAAUUCAUAAAAUAUAUAAUGGGUGUGAUGUCAUAAAUGAAAGAGGUAUUGAUUGUAACAAGAGUAACCUCCCUUGCUGUUCAUGGUGAAUAGCAUUAUAAAAUUGAGAACAAAAAUAUUCUCAUGAAUGUAUUUUUUUUAAUUUACCAAUACACGUUGUUUUAUGAAACAUGUUUAAGGUAGAGUGUGCGGCCAACUUUCACAGUAACACAGGCCUUAAAACUUGCAUUAAUGUACAUUCAUAGAUUGUCUUUACAGCAAGUUUUAAUAUUUUGAAAUUAUCCCAAGAUGAAGAAAAAAUGAACAUUACAAAUACCAUGACCUGUUGCCAGUGGUUAUGUUCUUUGCUUUAUAAUCACGAGGCUCAGCUAUCAAGUCCUCAUAGGAAGAUGUUUUUGAAGAAAUGGAAUGUAUAUUCGAUAUAUUUCUUAAAACAUUAUUCUUUGCUGUAAUUGCUCAACGAACUUAAAGUGGGGAAAUGCAGAAUAGAUUGAAUCACUUCUUCAUUGGAAAUACAACACAACGCACUGGGACACUCUACCUUAAAACUUUGUCUGGCUGAUUACUCAAUUGUACAUCAUUAUCUGCUGCAAGUAAAGAGGAACAUACACUUCUGAUGUGGUAGUUCUGUUGAAGGUUGAGUAUUGGUAUUUCUGUGUGGCAGUUGGUGUAGGUAAUACCUAUAUUAAAUUGAUUUCUAUUGUAAUUA
Mizuhopecten yessoensis (Yesso scallop) is the source of this 1573-nucleotide messenger RNA. Its product is annotated as coiled-coil domain-containing protein 58-like. Gene Ontology annotation, cellular component: mitochondrial intermembrane space; mitochondrion. The transcript has 5 exons. The coding region runs from base 18 to 461 and encodes 147 amino acids. NCBI's taxonomy places the organism in Eukaryota, Metazoa, Mollusca, Bivalvia, Pectinida, Pectinidae. The record is from RefSeq and is a predicted model, not a curated record.